CAGUUAAACACAGAUUGUCUGGCUGAAAGAUCAUUAGUAGAGUUACAAUGCUGCCGGUGACAUUUGUGCUCUGUACUCUGGUUCUGGGUGCUCACCUGAUGCUUGUGCUGGGCUUUGACUGCGAGUAUAAGGGUCAAAAGUUCAUGGCAGGUGAAAAUCUUCAUUUGCAGGAUGAAUGUGCGCUGUUUACGUGUCACAGUCCCGUGCUAUCUUCAACUUUAAGCUGUCCUUCGGUUGUUCGUGCGCUGCCCUGUAGAAAGUUGAAAGGUGAUGUAAGCAAGCCCUUUCCAGAAUGUUGUCCUCGCCUCGAUUGUUCAUAAACGAAAGUAGAUAUACAAGUAUCAUAAAUAAAACCAAUAUAUCUCUUUA
Drosophila innubila is the source of this 369-nucleotide messenger RNA. It is a transcript of the gene ssp7, whose product is annotated as venom peptide HsVx1. The transcript has 3 exons. NCBI's taxonomy places the organism in Eukaryota, Metazoa, Arthropoda, Insecta, Diptera, Drosophilidae. The record is from RefSeq and is a predicted model, not a curated record. Bases 48 to 320 code for a protein of 90 amino acids.